Molecule: messenger RNA, 1050 nt
Organism: Epithele typhae
Lineage: Eukaryota; Fungi; Basidiomycota; Agaricomycetes; Polyporales; Epitheliaceae
Product: electron transfer flavoprotein alpha subunit
Exons: 3
Coding region: 1-1050 (349 amino acids)
Cellular component (GO): mitochondrion
Molecular function (GO): flavin adenine dinucleotide binding; electron transfer activity
Source: RefSeq, a predicted model, not a curated record
AUGCUCCGCCUGCGCUCAGCUCUUCGUGCCGCACCACUGUCCAGGCGGUAUGCCACUGCUCCUGGCCCCCACGCACUCGUCUUCCUCGAGCACCGGGACGGCAUCAUUGACGCCGGCUCCCUCUCCGCUCUCACCGCUGCCCAAGAACUUGGGGGACAGGUCACCGGCCUUGUCAUUGGAUCUCCGGAGCAGGUCAAGGGGGUAGUCGAGAAGGCGAGGAAGCUGAAGGGUGUCUCGACUGUGCUGCACUCCGCGUCGGAGCAGUACGCACACUCCGUCUCCGAGGCCGUCUCGCCCCUCCUCGAGAAGCUCCUCGGCGAAAGCUCUCCCUACACCCACGUCGUCUCCGCCCACUCCUCCGCCGCCAAGUCCAUCCUCCCCCGCGUCGCUGCCCAACUCGACCUCCCCGCCGUCUCCGACAUCACCUCGCUCGUGCACGACAGUGCGUCCAACUCCACCACCUUCACCCGCCCCAUCUACGCCGGCAAUGCCAUCGCCACCGUGAAGGCCCCCUCGUCCCUCCGCGUCAAGUUCUUCACCGUCCGCUCGACCGCAUUCAAGGCCUCGUCUGCGGACGAAGGCGUGUCCGCAGAAGCGCAAGCCGUCGACCCCGUGGAGGCCUCCAGUCCGACGCAGCACGUCAAGACAGACCUCACCAAGUCGGACCGCCCCGAGCUCGGGUCGGCGAGCCGCAUCGUCUCGGGUGGCCGCGCGCUCAAGGACGCGAAGACCUUCAACGCGACCCUCGAGCCGCUCGCGGACGCGCUCGGGGCCGCAAUCGGCGCGUCGCGCGCGGCGGUCGACGCGGGCUACGCCGACAACUCGCUUCAGGUCGGGCAGACGGGCAAAGUCGUCGCGCCGGAGCUGUACAUGGCUAUCGGCAUCUCUGGCGCCAUCCAGCAUCUCGCGGGCAUGAAGGACUCGAAGCUCAUCGUCGCGAUCAACAAGGACCCGGAGGCCCCCAUCUUCCAAGUCGCGGACGCCGGCCUGGUCGCGGACUUGUACACCGCGGUCCCGGAGCUCGUGGAGAAGCUCAAGCAGCAGUCGUAG